Molecule: messenger RNA, 603 nt
Organism: Solanum tuberosum (potato)
Lineage: Eukaryota; Viridiplantae; Streptophyta; Magnoliopsida; Solanales; Solanaceae
Exons: 1
Coding region: 1-603 (200 amino acids)
Source: RefSeq, a predicted model, not a curated record
AUGUCUCAACCUCCUGGUUUUACUGACCCCUCUCGUCCAGAUCAUGUUUGCCUCCUCAAGCACUCUCUCUAUGGUCUCAAACAACCCCCUCGAAUGUGGAACAAACAACUCACUGAUGCUCUUCUUUCACUUGGGUUCAUGGGUUUUACGACUGAUACUUCUCUAUUUUAUAUGUCCACUCCAGGUGACAAGCUUUUUUGCUUGAUAUAUGUGGGUGAUAUUUUAAUAAUGGGUAAUAAUCAUGUACGUAUCAAGGCUUUGGUUUCUCAACUUCAAUCUCAGUUUGUUGUCCGAGAUUUAGGGACGUUGUCCUAUUUUUUGGGUAUUACAGCAACUUGGACGAAAGAAGGAUUAUUUCUAUCGCAACACAAGUAUGUCACUGAGCUCCUUCGCCGAGCACAAAUGGACUCAUGCAGUUCUGUUACUACUCCAAUUUCCCCUGCUUCUAAGCUUUCCUCUUCUGGUGGAAUUCCGUUGAGUGAUCCUUCUAUGUAUCGUAGUAUAGUUGGUGCCCUACAAUACUUGACAUUCACUCGUCCCGACAUAACUUACACAGUAAAUAAAGCUUCACAAAUUAUGCACUAUCCUAUAGACACACAUUAG